AUGCACUAUGCAUAUCCCUUUCUGUUGCCCCUUGCUCUCAUGCCUCACACCCAUGCUUUCCUUAACCUCCCCUCCCCUCCCACCCCCAUUGCCUCUCUGUCUCACCUAUCACAGCCCCAAGCCCCUCUGUAUGGUAUAGCUUCUCCUAUCACCCCUCAGACUCUCCGUGUUUCCUUCCACCCCUCUCUCCUUGUGUCCACCCCUCUCCCUGCCCUCACUCCACUCCUCACCUCCGCACCUCUCCCUGCCCACAUUCCACUCCCCACCACCACAUUCCACCCCUCUCCCGCCCCUGUGGCCGCCCUCCUCACCUGCAGCGACCUCUCUUCCAACCAGUUCACUGGCACCGUGCCGCCAGUUGUCAGCAACCCCACUGACCUCGUCAGCAUCAACCUGGCACACAACCUGUUGCAGGGCUCCCUUCCCCGGGCUCUCUCCCGCCUCUCCUCCCUCACCUACCUGUGCGCCCUCCUCUCCCUUGCUCGCCGCUGCUCCUUCUCCAACGUGUCGUCCAAUCAGCUGUCAGGAGACAUCACAACGGCCUUCUCUCCUCCGCGCUCCCUCGAGAUUGUUAAAAACUCCUAUCCCCUUCCUUCUCUUCUCCCCCUCCCCUUUCCCUCCUGCACCCUCUCUUUCCUUGUGCGUGUUCUCCCAUUUCCGCCCACCCAUGUAUCACUCUCUCCCUUAUACCCCACCCAUGCCUCUCCCCCCCUUCAACUCCCAUCCAUGCCUCUCUCCCCCUUCAACGCCCAUCCAUGCCUCUCUCCCAUAUUACCGCCCGACACACUCAACAUGUAUGCAACACGCUCCCAUUGCCGUAGCGACCUCUCAUUCAACGUGCUCUCAGGGUCGCUGGAGAGCCCUCAUGCUCCAAGCUUCGCUGCUCGUGCCGUCUUUGAGUCAUGCUCUUCUUGCUGGCUUGCGUCCCCUGCCCCGCCAUCGCGCAUGCCUUCCCCUGCUUCUCUCCCACCCGCUCCCCAUUUCUCCCCCCUGCCACCCCUUACUUCUCUCCCACCCGCCCCCGAUUCCUCCCCCCUGCCUCUCGUCCAUCCCCCAUGCGCCCUCUUUCUUUCCUGCCAGCCCAGCCCCAUGCGCCCUCUUGCUUUCCUGCCAGCCCAGCCCCAUGCCCCUCCUGCUUCCCAACCGCCCAUCCCUGCUUCCCGUCCCCUCCCCCCCUGCUUCUCGUCCGCCCAUGCCUGCAGGGCGCUGCACCAUAACCAACUCUCCGGCCCCAUCCCCGAGUACCUCUGCCAAUCCGUGCUGCAUAUCAUUUGCUUCCUCCCUACUGCCUUGUCAUCUACCCACACCCACACCCUUUUGCACUUUAUCUUGCUUGCUUCCUCACCUCCUCGCUCCCCUCACCCUCUCCCCUUCUCGCGUUCUCCCAUUGCCUCUUUUUCCCCAUGUCUCCACCUGCCCACCUUCCCACCUGCCCACCUUCCCACCUGCCCACCUUCCCACCUGCCCACCUUCCCACCUUCCCACCUGCCCACCUUCCCACCUGCCCACCUUCCCACCUGCCCACCUGCCCACCUGCCCACCUUCCCACCUGCCCACCUUCCUACCUGCCCACCUGUCCUAUGUGCCCACCUUCCCAUGUGCCCACCUAUCCCAUGUGCCCACCUGUCCCAUGUGCCCACCUUCACAUGUGCCCACCUGUCCCAUGUGCCCACAUUCCCAUGUGCCCACCUGUCCCAUGUGCCCACCUGUCACAUGUGCCCACCUGUCCCAUGUGCCCACCUGUCCCAUGUGCCCACCUUCACAUGUGCCCACCUGUCCCAUGUGCCCACCUUCCCAUGUGCCCACCUGUCCCAUGUGCCCACCUGUCCCCCGUUCCACCUUCCCACCCGUCCACCUGCCCCCCCAUUCCACCUGCCCCCCCAUUCCACCUGCCCCCCCGUUCACCUGCAGGCUCCUGGGCCAUCUCUGCUCCUGACCUCUCCUCUUUCCCUUGACCCCUGCGCCCCCUUACUCUGCAUCUGUCUCCCAGAUAUAUCGAACUCUCAGUGGGCAUGUGUGUGGGUGACGCAGGGGGAGCAGCAGGAGGGAACUGCAGCAGGAGGGGAGGGUGGGGGGAAUAGUAGUGCAGUGGCAUGGCUGGCUAUGGAAAGGAAUUGUAUGGGGAGUGAGGGGGUGGGGCAGCAGUGGGGGCCGACAGAGUGUGCGGCGGUGUGUGGGAUAGAUGGCUUCAGCUGUUGUCGUGCUCGCGUCUACCCAACCAACCCUCUUUGCUGCCUUCUUUUGCUUCUCUCCCCCACUCCAUUUCCCUCUCUUAUAUCUCAACGCCAUUACCCCUCUUUGUCUCAAUCUCUCCCUUCUUCCCCCGCUUUCUCCCCCUCUUCCCCCAACUUCCUCCUCUCAUCCCCCCCUUCCGCCCCUCGUCCCCCCAUUCCCCCCCUCUUCCCCCCCCUUUCCCCCCUCAUUCCCCCCAAUCCCCCCCCUUCCCCCCCCCACUUCUCGCUAUCUUCCCUCCCUUCCCCCCCCACCUUCCCCCUCUUCCGCCCUUCCCCCCCCCUUCCCCAACCCUUCCCCCCCCCCCUUCCCCCCCCGCCUUCUCCCCUCGUCCCCCCCCUUCCCCCGCUCGUCACCCUGCUUUCUCCCCAUCGUCCCCCCCCUUCCCCAUCUCGUCUCCCCCUCGUCCCCCCACCUUUCCCCCCUCAUCCCCCCCCGUUCCUCCCUUCGUCUCCCCACCUUCCCCCCAUACCUGUGUCAUGA
Molecule: messenger RNA, 2715 nt
Organism: Closterium sp. Naga37s-1
Lineage: Eukaryota; Viridiplantae; Streptophyta; Zygnematophyceae; Desmidiales; Closteriaceae
Source: the annotation of a GenBank genome assembly